UAGAGCAUUGAUUAGCUUUCUAUGCACUUUACAGUUUGGUUCUUUUUUGUGAAAUUGUGGAUCAGUAGUUAAAUAAAUUAUUGUCUUAAUACAAUGCUACGAUAUCGUAUUUAUUAACCAGCCCAUAAAUUCAAACAAAAUGAAGAAAGAACGCACUGGUGAUAACUGCAGACCGUUUAAAUUAGCUCAUCAGAUAUUAAGUUUAACUGGAAUAAGCUUUGAAAGGAGGAGUAUUAUUGGUUUUGUAGAACUGACGAUUGUUCCACUUAAAGAUAACUUACGCUACAUUCGGCUCAAUGCUAAACAGUGUCGCAUCUAUCGUGUAUGUCUGAAUGAUCAGUAUGAAGCCAAUUUUCAAUAUUGUGAUCCAUUUCUCGAUAUCUGUCAGGCUGAUCCCAAUACGAGAUCAUUGGAAGUCUUCUCUCAGUAUCACUUAGCAGCGGCUCAAAAAAUAGACCCAGAUCACAAUUCAGGCGAACUUCACAUCCAAGUUCCUGAUGAAGCUGCCCAUCUGGUGGGGGAGGGAAGAGGGCUGCGGAUUGGAAUCGAGUUCUCUUUGGAGUCGCCGCAAGGUGGCAUGCACUUUGUUGUGCCUGAAGGAGAAGGGAGUCUUGUGGAGAAAUCAGCUCACAUGUUCACCUACGGCCACUCUUCCCGCCUCUGGUUCCCCUGCGUGGACAGCUAUGCUGAGCCAUGCACCUGGAAGCUGGAGUUCACUGUUGAUGAGAGUUUAACUGUAGUGUCUUGUGGGGAGUUGGUUGAUGUGAUAUUCACUCCGGACCAUCGACGAAAGACAUUCCAUUAUGUAGUGAACACACCAGCUUGUGCACCUAACAUAGGUUUGGCUAUUGGUCCUUUCGAGACAUUUGUUGAUCCAUUCAUGAAUGAAGUGACCCAUUAUUGUCUGCCACAUUUGUUACAAAUUUUGAAGAACACAGUAAGGACAUUACAUGAAGCUUUUGAGUUUUAUGAAGAAACUUUGUCUACAAGGUACCCAUAUCCUUGCUACAAACAAGUAUUUGUGGAUGAGACGGAAGAAGAUGCCACAGCUUACACGACCAUGUCAAUAAUGAGCACCCACCUUCUCCACUCGAUCGCGAUCAUCGACCAGGGCUACAUCAGCCGCCGGGCCAUGGCCCAAGCCGUGGCCGAACAGUUCUUCGGCUGUUUCAUCACAAUGCAGAACUGGUCUGACUUGUGGCUCGCUAAGGGUAUACCGAAUUACCUCUGCGCUUUGUACAUUAAGAAGUGUUUCGGGAAUAAUGAGUAUAGAUAUUGGAUUCAUCAGGAACUGCAAGAGGUGGUGAGUUACGAAGAGCAAUACGGCGGAAUAAUUCUGGAUCCGUGGCAGCCGCCCGCCACGGGCGCGCGUCCUGACGUCAAGGAUUUCUACUUCCCCGUGCGGAAUGUCCACACCAUGUCUCCUAGAUAUAUGGAGGUCAUGCGAAAAAAAUCGCACCUGGUACUGCGUAUGUUGGAGCAGCGUAUUGGCCAAGAGCUGUUACUACAAGUCUUCAACAAGCAAUUGUCUCUGGCCACGCAAGCGGCCAACACGAAAAUCGGCAGUAGACUUUGGGGCCAGCUGCUGUUAUCAACUAAUUCAUUUGUGAAAGCAAUAUUCACGGUGACAGGGAAACAUAUGGCCGUGUUCGUUGAUCAGUGGGUCCGGACGGGCGGACACGCGAAAUUCCAUCUCACUUCAGUUUUCAAUCGGAAAAGAAACACGAUCGAGCUGGAGAUCCGUCAAGACCACGUCCACGACCGGGGCAUACGCAAAUACGUCGGCCCCCUACUAGUGCAGUUGCAGGAACUGGACGGCACAUUCAAACACACGCUGCAGAUAGAGAACACGGUCGUCAAGGCGGACAUCACGUGCCACAGCAAGAACAGAAGGAAUAAGAAAAAGAAGAUACCACUGUGUACUGGAGAAGAAGUCGAUAUGGAUCUGUCGGCUAUGGAUGACUCUCCAGUACUCUGGAUCCGUCUCGACCCCGAGAUGUCGCUCUUGCGCAGCACCGUGAUAUCCCAGCCGGACUACCAAUGGCAGUACCAAUUGCGACACGAACGUGACGUCACAGCUCAAAGCGAGGCCAUAGACGCGUUGCACAAUUAUCCAGAACCAUCGACAAGGAAAGCCCUCACGGAUACCAUAGAGAACGAACACGCGUAUUAUAAGAUUAGGUGCAGAGCUGCGCAUUGUUUGACCAAGGUAGCGAACGCAAUGAUCAGUUCGUGGGCGGGCCCGCCGGCAAUGUUAACGAUAUUCCGCAAGAUGUUUGGCUCAUUCUCAGCGCCGCAUAUAAUAAAACAGAACAAUUUCGAUAAUCUGCAACAUUAUUUCCUGCAGAAGACCAUACCCGUCGCAAUGGCAGGUUUACGAAACAUUCACGGCAUAUGUCCUCCAGAGGUAGUUCGGUUCCUGCUGGACCUGUUCAAGUAUAACGACAACUCUAAGAAUCAUUUUUCGGACAACUAUUAUAAAGCUGCGUUGGUGGACGCUUUAGCUGCUACCAUUACACCUGUCAUAUCAGUAUUGCAACCUGGUGCGCCCAUAACUGCGGAUUCGCUGUCGGCCGACACAAAACUGGUGUUAGAAGAAAUAACGAGAGUGUUGAAUUUGGAGAAAGUGUUGCCAUGCUACAAGAACACUGUGUCAGUGAGCUGUCUGCGGGCGAUCCGCCGCUUGCAGCAGUGUGGCCAUCUGCCGAGCAUUCCCACCAUAUUCAGGGCUUAUGCCCAGUAUGGACAAUAUAUUGACGUGAGGUUGGCCGCGUUUGAAUGCCUAGUAGACUUCGUGCGGGUGGACGGCAAGCCGGAAGACCUGUCAGCUCUACUGACGGCAGUGGAGAGCGACGCGGACCCGGGCGUGCGGCACGGGCUGGCGCGGCUGCUGAUCAGCAACCCGCCCUUCGAGCGCGCGCAGCGACAUCGUCUGGACACCGAGGCUGUGGUGCACAGGUUAUGGAACAACAUAAAUAGUCUUUUAUCAAACGAUGCAAAGUUAAGGUGUGACCUUGUCGACCUGUAUUACACUUUGUAUGGGCCGAAGCGACCGAUUUGCGUGCCGUUGCCCGAAAUACAGGCCAUGAUGAAACAAAUGCAACACAAGGAACGCGAGAGAUUAGAAAGAGAAAGGGAGCGGGAGCGGGAUAGGGAGAAAGAGAGAUGGGAAGAAAUUGAGACGCAGCCGGCGAUUAAGCAGGAGAUUCAAGAUGGCAUAAAAUUGGAACCUGACGUGGGUCCCAUAACAGAGUCCCAGUCGGUAGUGCCUCCUCUGAUGGAGACCGAUAUCAAAGACGAUGGUCUGCCUGUCCCGCUGUCCAGCAUCAAAGAGGAAGACGUCAAAGUUGACGUCACCACUGUGCAGGAUGUCAAUCCACAUAUGUUUGGUGUGGAUGACACAAAGCGCGAGUACGUAUCAGACAACGCGGUGCCGUUACCUGGAAUCCCUGGCUCUUCAGGACCCAUCGGGUUUGAACCCGGCAUGUUCCGACACGACAAAGAUGACAUCGGCGCUCCUAAGGCCAAGAAGAAGAAGAAAGAGAAAAAGAAGCACAAACAUAAGCAUAAACACAAACACAGCAGCAAGGACAAGGCAAAGGAGCACAAAGACAGAGAUCGCUCGAUGUUACCCAGGCCUCCAUCUAGCACUGAACAUCUAAAAAUUAAAGAGGAGACGAGAGAAACAUUAAGUUCGUUUAGUUCCAGCCAGAGCCCUUCUGAAGAUGUUUCCUCAAUGCCUAGUAAUAUGAGUUUCUGAACAAAUAAAUUGUGUACGCGAGAUGAAUGUAUGUGUUAGAGUAGUAAGGAAAAUUGGCAAAAUACCGCUUGUUGCUACGGUAUUUUUCCGUCUGUAUUUGACAAAGAGAUUAGAGAAAUUGUUUGUUUCUUUAAUGCCUAGUGUUAUCAUCGUUUGAAUGGGUUAGAGCGAAUGAGAAGAACUGUUAGAAUAUUCUAGAAUUCAUUAUCUUUCGGAUACGGUCACUAUAUUAUGUUUUUUGGAAACCUAUAAUUUGAGUACUAAGUAUAAUGAGCCACAUGGUGAAGACUCGAAUAUUGUAACAAAGACGGAUAUAAGAAUAAUAAAAAUAUAUUUCUAUUAAA
Plodia interpunctella (Indianmeal moth) is the source of this 4104-nucleotide messenger RNA. RefSeq names its product TBP-associated factor 2 (gene Taf2). The transcript is spliced from 19 exons. Bases 140 to 3760 code for a protein of 1206 amino acids. Gene Ontology annotation, molecular function: metallopeptidase activity; chromatin binding; transcription cis-regulatory region binding. The record is from RefSeq and is a predicted model, not a curated record. Lineage: Eukaryota; Metazoa; Arthropoda; Insecta; Lepidoptera; Pyralidae. Gene Ontology annotation, cellular component: transcription factor TFIID complex. Gene Ontology annotation, biological process: transcription initiation at RNA polymerase II promoter.